Molecule: messenger RNA, 2077 nt
Organism: Aedes albopictus (Asian tiger mosquito)
Lineage: Eukaryota; Metazoa; Arthropoda; Insecta; Diptera; Culicidae
Exons: 3
Coding region: 166-1926 (586 amino acids)
Molecular function (GO): protein binding
Source: RefSeq, a predicted model, not a curated record
UUGUUUGCUCGGUCGGCAGCUGGACGUGUUGUGGUUUUGUCUGUUCGAAGUUUGUAAUGUGAGUCGUGCAAAAACAAAGUUGCAAAAAAUAUUGUGAAUUUUUCGGCCUAAAACUGUGACCGCUAAUGUAAAAUAUACCGUAAAAGUUUUCUUUCACAGAAAAAGAUGGAAAUGAUCGCGGAUAUGGUCCUCGCCUGCUAUGUGGCGGCCCACAUCGAGGCGGUCGUUGAAGCUGUCACGGUGGCACACUCGGAGCCCAUCGAUCAGUACGCGUGGGAAUUUUUCCGCCGGACGAAGCACAUGCGGUUCGCCGACGUAGCGGACUAUCGAAGCUAUGUCAUCAAACAUGGACCUUUUGUUAACGACAGUGUAGCGCCGGACCCAGCCAAGAACGAUCGGAAGGCGGCCGAGGUGCGCCAAGUUGGCAAUCGACUGUACCUGGAGAAGCAGUACAUAGCUGCUUUGGUGAAAUACAAUGAGAGCAUCUGCUGGGCCGAUGGUCCCGAUUCCGAGCAACUGGGAAUCGGUUACGCAAAUCGAUCUGCCGUGUUCUACGACCUGGGUGAGUAUGAGUAUAGCCUGGUGAACAUCGACCUUGCCAAGAAGCACAACUACCCGCAACGAUUGAUGCCGAAGUUGCUCUCGCGGGAAGCAAACUGCAAGGACAAAAUUGCCGGUGGCCAUUCCCGGCGAGCGAAGCCAUGUCACAAGCUGGACAUCAAUGUCGAAACGGAUGCCAAGAGACCGUUCUGCGCGGCCGGUAUUGCCCAGAAGGUUAUCCCCGGCUACGGUCGAUCCAUGGUGGCCGAACGCAGUUUCAACAUUGGAGAUGUAAUUUUGAGCGAGAAGGCCAUGCUGUCGGCGAUCCCGCCAGAGUUGAAGUUCAAAAACUGCAAUUACUGCUCGGCAGAGAAUUUUAACAGCUUGAUUCCCUGCCCGAAGUGCGUUUCGGUCAUGUAUUGUGACCAGGAAUGCUUGGAAAAGGGCUUCCAGUACAUUCACCGAUUCGAAUGUGGAAUCUGCGAAAAGUUGAACCAUGUUACACAAGGGACCAGUCGGCUCAACAUGGGACCCAGAGCUUUCUUCUACGGAUUCAAUCUGUUCGGUGACAACCUCAACGCCAUGAUGUCCUUUUGCAAGCGAAAUGGACGAACUGGAGGCGAUCCGUUCACGAUUGAUUAUUCGAACCGUGAUCCGCUGGAGGAAUUCAAGAUCUUCCACAAGAUUCAGUUUCCGGCGGAUGAUAGCGAGUACGAAGAAUUGAACCAGUUCUACGCGGCCGUUCUUUACUCGAUCUACAUCAAACAUCCGCUGGUACGGUCCAUGUUCCGAACCAAGACACAGAAGGACUUCUUUCUGCGUUCCAUCCUGGACUACACCCGUAUCAUGGGUUUCCUGCUACUGGGAGUCAACGAAUUAAAUACAAGUCAUCUGUAUUCACUCGCAUCUGUCUGCAACCAUUCAUGCGAUCCGAACACGGCCUUCGUCGAACAUUUCGGAGUGCUCAAAUUGAUUGUCAUUCGCCCGAUUUCGAUUGACGAUCAGAUCGUGGUAUCCUACGGGCCACUGGUAUGGAAGCACUCAGCUGCCGAACGACAGAGCUCAUUCGACGAUACUUUAAAGUUCGAUUGCCUUUGUGACGCAUGUGAUGUGGGCAAGAUGCAACGCAUGAAGGCCGCAGCCAGUAAGCUCCCGGCGGUGCCCUUGCAUCACAUCUUCAGCUUGAUGAAGAUCUUCGAGGAUUCUGCGGUCAGUGACACCAAGAAGAUGACCAUGCUACAGCAGUUUAUCAAAAGGUACGCGUACGCUUACCCUCGGAAGGAUUACAGCUUGCUGUUGGACACGUAUCGAGACUUCCUGCUAAGAACCUUCGUCAAGGAGGUGUUGGAUAGGCUUAGAGCCACUGCCGCUGAGCAAGUGGCGUAAAACUAGAGUUGUAUUGUGGCGUUGUUUCAUGUUUGCAAAUGUUGACUUUGUCGUUUUCAUUGUUAUUGUUACUUUUCAGGAAUAUUCUUUGAUUUUACUAAUUGAACUCGUAAAAUAAAUGUUUCUGCUUGACUGUUUAUCGCCAUUGAAA